CAGACUACUGGAAAGCUACAGGCAGGUGAGCUUGAUCAACGUUGGAAUUGAUCUCCUUGGAUUUUUAAAAAACCCAUUUUACACAGAGGUUGCUACUGCAGCAACACGUGUUGGUUUAGCUUUGUGUGCUUCUUCUGACGCACAAAUUCAGGGCCUUUUCCAGCAGAGUUUGUUGUGAGAUCACAGGUCGGGAGGAUGACCGCUCGAGUGGAUUUCUCGUUGAUUGCUGCUUUGUUGUAUCUGUUUGGAUACUUGAGCAUCACUCAUGCUAUUCAAAGACGUAACACAGUGGAUGGUUUUUGUCCGGCGACGCUGACGUUUGUGCCGGCCCGUCGAGGAUGUUCUUCUGAUGAAGACUGCCCUGGAGGACACAAAUGCUGUCGAUUUGACUGUGGGCCUGUUUGUGUGCUGCCUGUUUUCAUGAAGCCGGGUCAGUGUCCCCUACCAGAGAUGAUUCCACUGUGUGCUGAAAGCUGUUUCCAUGAUGGCCAGUGUCCUGCCACACAGAAGUGUUGCCCAACCACUGGUGGCUUUGCAUGCAGUGAACCACGUGGUCAGGGAAGAGGACAGGGAAGCGGCCAGGGUCAAGGACAGGGUCAGGGACAAGGCCAGGGAAGCGGUCAGGGUCAAGGACAGGGUCAGGGACAAGGCCAGGGAAGGGGUCAGGGACAAGGCCAGGGAAGCGGUCAGGGACAAGGCCAGGGAAGCGGUCAGGGACAAGGCCAGGGAAGCGGUCAGGGUCAGGGACAAGGCCAGGGAAGCGGUCAAGGACAAGGACAGGGCCAGGGUCAGGGACAAGGCCAGGGAAGCGGUCAAGGACAAGGUCAGGGGCAAGGCCAGGGUCAGGGACAAGGCCAGGGAAGCGGUCAGGGACAAGGCCAGGGUCAGGGACAAGGCCAGGGAAGCGGACAGGGUCAGGGACAAGGCCAGGGAAGCGGUCAAGGACAAGGUCAGGGGCAAGGCCAGGGUCAGGGACAAGGCCAGGGAAGUGGUCAGGGGCAAGGCCAGGGUCAGGGACAAGGCCAGGGAAGUGGUCAGGGACAAGGCCAGGGUCAGGGACAAGGCCAGGGAAGUGGUCAGGGACAAGGCCAGGGUCAGGGACAAGGCCAGGGAAGUGGUCAGGGACAAGGCCAGGGUCAGGGACAAGGCCAGGGAAGUGGUCAGGGACAAGGCCAGGGUCAGGGACAAGGCCAGGGAAGUGGUCAGGGACAAGGCCAGGGCCAGGGAAGCGGCCAGGGACAGGGACAGGGUCAGGGAAGUGGUCAGGGUCAGGGACAAGGCCAGGGAAGCGGUCAAGGACAAGGACAGGGCCAGGGUCAGGGACAAGGCCAGGGAAGCGGUCAAGGACAAGGUCAGGGGCAAGGCCAGGGUCAGGGACAAGGCCAGGGAAGUGGUCAGGGACAAGGCCAGGGUCAGGGACAAGGCCAGGGAAGCGGUCUGGGACAAGGACAAGGUCUGGGACAAGGACAGGGUCAGGGACAAGGCCAGGGAAGCGGUCAAGGACAAGGCCAGGGAAGCGGUCUGGGACAAGGACAAGGUCUGGGACAAGGACAGGGUCAGGGACAAGGCCAGGGAAGCGGACAAGGACAAGGUCUGGGACAAGGACAGGGUCAGGGACAAGGCCAGGGAAGCGGACAAGGACAAGGUCUGGGACAAGGACAGGGUCAGGGACAAGGCUCGGGAAGCAGUCAGGGUCAAGGCCAGGGACAAGGACAAGGACAAGUCCAGGGAAGGUGUCGGAAGCAGAAGAGGUCAGGGAAGAAUUCAAGAGAAUAG
Molecule: messenger RNA, 1776 nt
Organism: Carassius carassius (crucian carp)
Lineage: Eukaryota; Metazoa; Chordata; Actinopteri; Cypriniformes; Cyprinidae
Exons: 7
Coding region: 196-1776 (526 amino acids)
Cellular component (GO): extracellular region
Molecular function (GO): peptidase inhibitor activity
Source: RefSeq, a predicted model, not a curated record